CCUGCGUCACUCUCGCUAUCAGUGAGCGAAGGUCACGCGGAGUGUCUUUGAGGUAUAUUAGGAGUACGUGCUCGCCUCGCACGAAAAUUUUCACGAUCAUUUGACGUGACGUCCACUGCCGUCGACAUGCUGCCCCGAUUCCUCAGGCCCGCCAUUAAUGUCAGCCAGCAAGGCGCAAAACGACUGUCCACGAGCGCCACGCGCAAUGCAAAAGUCAGCGUCAUGGGAGCAAGCGGUGGCAUCGGCCAGCCACUGUCGUUGCUUCUCAAACAGUCGCCUCUGGUCACGGAAUUGUCGCUGUACGAUAUCGUAAAUACGCCUGGUGUUGGUGCCGAUCUCUCGCACAUAAAUACCCCUGCGAAAGUCAAAGCUUACAACGGUCCGGAACAGCUCAAAGACUCUCUUAAAGGCGCUCAGGUUGUCAUCAUACCUGCGGGCGUUCCACGUAAACCGGGCAUGACCCGCGACGAUCUGUUCAAUACGAACGCCUCUAUCGUCCGGGAUCUCGUCGUUGCGAUGGCCGAAGUCGCGCCAAAGGCCUUCGUGGCGAUCAUCUCGAAUCCGGUCAACAGCACAGUGCCAAUCGCGAGUGAAGUGCUACAGAAGGCAGGCGUCUACGACCCUAAUCGCGUAUUCGGAGUGACCACCUUAGAUAUCGUUAGGGCGAACACAUUCAUCGCGGAAGCGAAGGGCCUUGAUCCGCUGAAAGUCAACGUCCCAGUCAUUGGGGGACAUAGCGGCAUUACCAUCAUUCCGUUGAUCUCGCAGUGCACGCCGUCAGUUUCCUUCCCGGAUGAUCAGCUGAAAGCGCUCACCGAGAGGAUCCAAGAGGCCGGUACCGAGGUCGUUAAGGCCAAGGCGGGAACUGGAUCCGCGACUUUGUCCAUGGCUUUUGCCGGCGCGCGAUUCGGUCUCUCGUUAAUCAGGGCGUUGAACGGUGAAACGGGUAUUAUUGAGUGCUCGUACGUCAAAUCGAAUGUCACUGACGCCAAAUACUUCUCUACGCCGAUACUUCUGGGCAAAAAUGGACUUGAGAAGAAUUUGGGAUUGGGUAAACUAAGCAGCUUUGAGCAGAAACUGCUGGACGCCGCCAUCCCAGAGCUUAAGAAAAAUAUUCAGAAGGGAGAAGAUUUUGUAAAUAAGAAGUGAAAUCUCUGUCGAGCCUAGCUGAAUAGAGCGUAAUCUGUCGAGUUGUACGUGAGAAUUGCCUUCGUUGCUCACCUUGCAAUCAUGAUAAAUUGUCAAUAAUUGAAAUUUUUUGAUCGCGAAAUUUUCAAUUCUUCCAACCUGCCGACAUGCAUGUAAACGUGUAGAACCACGGAAUAGAUUAUCGAAUAUUAAGAUUACAUAUGUAUUAUAAAAGAAGUAUGUAUUAUAGAUGGAAAAUAUAUAAACUGCAGAGGAA
Messenger RNA from Temnothorax curvispinosus, 1405 nucleotides. It is a transcript of the gene Mdh2, whose product is annotated as malate dehydrogenase, mitochondrial. Gene Ontology annotation, molecular function: L-malate dehydrogenase (NAD+) activity. NCBI's taxonomy places the organism in Eukaryota, Metazoa, Arthropoda, Insecta, Hymenoptera, Formicidae. The coding region runs from base 127 to 1149 and encodes 340 amino acids. The record is from RefSeq and is a predicted model, not a curated record. The transcript is spliced from 5 exons. Gene Ontology annotation, cellular component: cytoplasm; mitochondrion. Gene Ontology annotation, biological process: malate metabolic process; tricarboxylic acid cycle.